AUGGCCCUCGCCUUCCGCGUCUUUGCCCGCAAAGGCUACACUGAAGGGAUGUCCGGUCACAUCUCGGUCAGAGAUCCAGAGAAUCCUCACACAUUCUGGACCAACCCUCUAGGCCGCCACUUCGGCCUCCUCAAAGCCUCUGACAUGAUCCUGGUCGACUACGACGGCAACGCCAUCGGCGGCAACAUGUCCCGCCCCGCCAAUGCCGCCGGCUUCCUCAUCCACAGCGCCGUCCACAAGGCCCGGCCAGACGUGACAGCCGCCUGCCAUACCCACAGCCCGUAUGGCAAAGCCUGGUCGACCUUCUGCCGGCCGCUCGAGAUGCUGAAUCAGGAUGUGACGUACUUCUACGGCUCAGCGCAGUCUGUCUAUCCUGACUUCGGCGGCGUGGUUUUCACUGAGGAGGAAGGCGAACGCCUGGCUUCUGCUCUAGGUCCCGAGGGGAAAGGCAUGAUACUCCGGAACCAUGGACUCCUGACCGUAGGCGGAACCGUGGAUGAGGCGUGCUACUUGUACACGCUAAUGGAGCGGAGCUGCGAGGUUCAGCUCCUCGCUGAAGCAGCGGCUGCCAACGGAGUCCCGAAGGUGUACGUGCCAGAGGAGAGCGCGCGAUAUACGUUCGAGCACGCCAGUGAUCCGGAAGCGCUGUACUGGGAAGCGCAGCCAGACAUGGAGUACGAGGAGUUUAUGUGCAGUGGUGCGCACAAGGACUGA
Messenger RNA from Saxophila tyrrhenica, 714 nucleotides. RefSeq lists its product as uncharacterized. Bases 1 to 714 code for a protein of 237 amino acids. Lineage: Eukaryota; Fungi; Ascomycota; Dothideomycetes; Mycosphaerellales; Extremaceae. The transcript has 2 exons. Gene Ontology annotation, cellular component: cytoskeleton. Gene Ontology annotation, molecular function: actin filament binding. The record is from RefSeq and is a predicted model, not a curated record.